GGUGCAGCGGUGUUAUUGUUCCUACCCGUCUUUAACGAUGCUAAUUCAGGGUUUAACUAGCUAGCUGCUGUCCUUUUUAUUAUUAUUAUUAUUAUUGUUGUUGUUGUUGUUGUUUUCCUUUAACUUACGUAUGGUUUCUAAAAUAUGGAGUCUUUAGAUCAUAUGCUAACAGAGCCCUUAGUCUCAGGGAUGGAUUAUGAUGGCUGUGUGAUGGAGGAGUGCAUGUUGGGAAACUGCAGAGUUCGGAUACCAGAAGAUUUUCUAGAAGAUCCAGAGAUUUUCUUCUCUGUGAUGAGUGAAAGCACCUGGUCUGAGGUUCUGACUGAUGCCCAGAAACAACAUCUCCGCCAGUUCCUACCACACUUUCCAGAAAAUAACACUUCAGAGCAGGACAGAGUCAUUAGUGACCUCUUCAAUGGCCAGAACUUCUGCUUUGGAAACCCUCUGCACCUUGCCCAGAAACUAUUUAGAGAUGGCUACUUUAACCCAGAAGUGGUCAAGUACAGGCAGCUCUGCACAAAGUCCCAGAAAAAGCGUCAAAUCUACUCUCUCCAGCAGUACUACCACAAACUGCUCAAACAAAUCCUUAUCUCCAGAAAGGAGUUGUUAGAUAUGGCUGUUCGCAGUGGGCCCGAGCUGGCAGUGAAACGGCGUUACCCUCCUCCUUCACACAGAGAGGAGCGAGAGCAGCGUGUGAGGCGCAGAGUGAGCCAUAUACUGCGGGACGUGAAGACUGAGUGUGGGGACAGCAACGUGUCCUCUGAUGAAGAUGACACUGCUUCUUGGCUGUCAACACCUCCAUCCCCAUCUUCUCCAACACCGACAGUCUCUCUCAGGGUUCUGCCCAGUCUCUCCACCCAGGACAUGAAAACUAUAGAUAAGCCAGAGCUGGGAGAGAAGGACUUGAGAGAUAUGCUGAGAAGGCACAGAGAGAAGAGGAAACGACAACCAGAUCAUCCUGACUUGAUGAUAUCAGACUUGCACCUGGGUGACAUCAUGUCACGAGUAAAUAUAGGCAGAAAAGGAUCCAAUAUGGCCUUAAUUGAUUUGGCCUUGUCUAAGAAAAAGAUUAGAGAAGAGAAAAGGAGAAAGAAGAUGAGACCCAUUAAAACCGAAUCCGACGACGGCUGUGAGGGUCAGACACCGGCGGCCUCAUUGUGUGCUACCAUUACCGACAGCACACCUGCUCUCCUGCAGAGUGUUAAGGAAGAAGCUAUGGAGGAGUCCCAGAACAGCCCUGACACGGUGGAGGAAAUAGCCAUUAGCUUCUUUCAUCUGCUGGAAGACAUCCUUAGACAAGAAAAUCUGGCGUCCUCUUCAGUGAUUGAGGAGAAGGUACAGCAGUGGCAAGUCUCUGCUGCUAGCACACUCAACCCUUGGUUCUCCAUGGCCCCCUGUUGGUCAGAGCUAAUAGUACCCGCUCUACAAUUCUUAGCUGGAGAGAGUAAGUCUGGUUGUAUGGCUCUACCUAGUGGCUUCAUGCCAUAUGUGGAAUUCAGAGAGCUAACCCAGCAGUGGAAAUGGAUUGGACCCACUCAGGACAGUGAAAAGGAUCUCAAUGCUCUUUGCAUGCUUUGGCUAGAGUCAAAGGACCAUGUUGUAGUCAAGCAAGAAGGGGAAGAAGCAGCAGAACUGACUCCUCCAGCUCCCAGAGUAUGGACUGAUUACGUGGUGAGGCCCAGCACAGGAGAGGAGCGGCACGUCUUUCAAGAGCAGGAGCAGCAACGCUAUGACCAGCCUCACAAAGCCUUCACCUUUCGCAUGCACGGCUUUGAGUCUGUGGUGGGGCCAGUCAAGGGAGUUUUUGAUAAGGAGACUUCCCUCAACAAAGCCCGUGAGCACUCACUGCUGCGCUCUGACCGUCCAGCCUACGUCACCAUCCUGUCACUGGUGCGGGACGCAGCUGCCAGACUGCCCAAUGGUGAAGGCACCCGGGCUGAGAUCUGCGAGCUGCUAAAAGACUCCCAGUUCUUGGCUCCUGAUGUCACCAGUGCGCAGGUGAAUACAGUUGUUAGCGGUGCUCUCGACCGCCUGCACUAUGAGAAGGACCCAUGCGUGAAAUACGACAUUGGCCGUAAGCUGUGGAUCUACCUGCACCGAGACCGGAGUCAGGAGGAGUUUGAGAGGAUCCACCAGGCUCAAGCGGCUGCGGCCAAGGCACGAAAAGCUCUGCAGCAGAAACCCAAACCAACCCCAAAGCCCAAAUCUGGAAACAAGGACGCAGCUGUGAAGAGCAGUGCUGCAGAGGGCCAGAGCUCAGCACCUGAAGGAGUUUCUAUACCCACUGUCAGCUUACCUCAACCCCCCAGCACACCAACACCAAGCACUCCAGGCACACCAAAAUCUCCACUACCCCCUACUGUGUCUACACCAACCAAAGCAGGAGUGCCAGAUCCAGUCAAAACCAGUCCUAGCGUCCUCCUGGUGUCUCCUCCCUCCAUGCCACAGCUGGGCACUUUGCUGUCUGCCACUCAGGUCGCUCCUCAGGCCUCCCAGCAGGCCUCGGUGCAGCCUGCAGCUCGAGUGGUAGCUCAUUCAGCUUCGCAGGUUCAUGUAGUUACUGCUCAGCCCAGCCAUUCUGCUGCUUCUGCGGGUCAGGCAGCCACACUGAUCCACCACCAGCCCUCCCACCAUAUCAGACUGCCUGUCAGUGUGGCCCACAGUAAGGGCAUUGCCCAGGCUGUGGUGACUCUGCCUUUGAGGAGCCAGUCCACAGGAAGUCCUAUCCAGGUGCAGGCAUCAAGAGCUCAAACUGGCAUCUCUGUGCCAGGUCUGGCUUCUGCUGUUGCUGUCAGUAAAGCUCAGAGCAGUUCUCCAGGAAGCCCUGCUCCCAACAUCCCAUCUCCUGCAUUGCUGCAAGGGGUCACCAGCCAGAACAUCAUCAAGCAGGUUGCCAUUACUAGCCAACUGGGUAUGAAAGCCCAGAACCCAACAGGCAUCCCGCUGACGGCCACCAACCUCCGUAUUCAGGGUAAAGAUGUGCUGCGCCUGCCACCCUCUUCAAUCACCACCGACGCUAAAGGACAGACGGUGCUGCGCAUCACCCCGGACAUGAUGGCUACUCUCAAACUCACCCCUGACAUGCUUACCAGUGCCGGCAGCACCACUGCUAAGGGCAUUUCUGCCACCUUGCACGUGACCCCGCAGCAAGCCCCUCCCACUGUUUCAUCUAACACUGUCCCCCCAGCCACCGCCGAGACCCUGACUGCCAAAGCUUCCUCUUCCCUGCCAGCACCAGGCACCGCUACCCUGGUGAAGGCCACGUGUGACACUGCUAUCCGCCUCAUGCCCGCCCUGGCCGUCACUAUGGCAGACCCCAAAGCCCGUGCCUUCUCCACUGUCACCCCCUCGGACUCGAAAGCUGGUGGCACCACCAUUCGCAUUGUGCCCAGCCUGGGCGUGAUACCACAGAAACAGGGUCAGACAGUUCCAGUCACUACCACUACAAGCGCAAAGCCUGGCACUGCUUCUUCAGGGGCAGCCACGGUUACCAUAGCAACCAGUGGAGUGGCAGGGGCUAAAGGGGUGACGCUGGGCACUUCUGCUGUGGGUUCACCGCUGUCUCUGGGCACUGCUACAGCCACAGUGAGACAAGUGCCGGGAACUGCUACAGUGGUGGCCACACAGCCAGGGAAGUUACCUGCAAGGAUCACGGUGCCUUUGUCUGUUCUUAGUCAGCCUCUGAAGAGCAAAAGUGUGGUCACUACACCAAUACUGAAAGGAAACAUCAGUACUAAUAUCAGUAAUCUUGGCAGGAAUAUUAUCCUGACCAGCAUGCCGGCAGGCACCAAGCUCAUCGCCGGGAAUAAGCCUGUCAGCUUCGUUACGGCUCAGCAGCUGCAGCAGCUGCAACAACAGGGCCAGGCCACACAGGUGCGUAUCCAGACUGUCCCAGCACAGCAACUGCAGCAGCACUCAGCAUCCAGCUCCCCUAAAUCUACAGUGUCCACUGUGGUGGUGUCCACUGCCCCCUCAGCCAAAACAAACCCUGACCCACAGUGAUGCCACCAACAUCUUAAAGCAGAGUACCGCCUAUCUCUGGAAAGUCAAUGUUUGCCAGAGCUCUGGGAAUGCCUGAAAUAUUGGUUGCCAUUUGACAUGGAGCUGUUGUUCAGUAUAGUAUAGAAUCUGCAGUUAUGGUAAUCCAUGUUGGGUGAAAAGGUAGAUAGCCACCACAAAUAUCAGUUCACCUUGUAAAGAGGCAUCCUGUUUUAUGAAUUGAAAGGCUUGCUUCUUAUGUUUUGUAUACAGAAACAGUGUUUCCUGUUCACUAAAACAAAUAUUUGUGUGAAAUGUGGAUGGUGUUAAAAUAAAUAACUUAAAAUAAAUAAAUAAAUAACGUUUUUAUUUCUGCAAUGCUAAAUUAUAAUGAUGUCAUUAAUUGACUUCAGCCCCCUUGGAAUUUUUCCUAUUUUUUUGCAUUACAACCUGUAAUUAAAAUGGAUUUUUAUUUGGAAUUCAUGUAAUGGACAUGCACACAAUAGUCCAAAGUGAAAUGAAAAAAAUAACUUGUUUUAAAUAAUUCAAAAAAUUCUAAACGGAAAAGUGGUGCAUGCAUAUGUAUUCACCCCUUUGCUAUGAAGCCCCUAAAUAAGAUCUGGUGCAACCAGUUACCUUAGAAUUCACAUAAUUAGUUCAGUAAAGUCCACCUGUGUGCAAUCUAAGUUUCACAUGAUCUCAGUAUAUAUAUACACACCUGUUCUGAAAGGUCCCAGCGUCUGCAACACCACUGCGCAAGGGGCACCACCAAGCAAGCGGCACCAUGAAGACCAAGCAGUUCUCCAAUCAGGUCAGGGACAAGGUUGUGGAGAAGUACAGAUCAGGAUUGGGUUAUAAAAAAAUAUUCAAAACUUUGAACAUCCCAUGGAGUACCAUUAAAUCCAUUACUAAAAAAUGGAAAUAAGAUGGCACCACAACAAACCUGCCAAGAGAGGGCCACCCACCAAAACUCACAGGCCGGGCAAGAGGGCAUUAAUCAGAGAGGCAACAAAGAGACGAAAGAUAACCCUGACGGAGCUGCAAAGCUCCACAGUGGAGAUUGGAGUAUCUGUCCAUAGGACCACUUUAAGCCGUACACUCCACAGAGCUGGGCGUUACUUAAGAGUGGCCAGAAAAAAAAUAAACGUUUGCUGUUCGCCAAAGGGCGUGUGGGAGACUCACAAACAUAUGGAAGAAGGUACUCUGGUCAGAUGAGACUAAAAUUUAGCUUUUUGUACAUCAAGGAAAAUGCUAUGUCUGGCACAAAAACCCAACUCCUCUCAUCACCCCGAGAACACCAUCCCCACAGUGAAGCAUGGUCCACAGAUUUGAGACUAUGUCGGAGGUUCACCUUCCAGCAGGACAAUGACCCUAAUUAUACUGCAAAAAGAACACUCGAGUGGUUUAAAGGGAAACAUUUAAAUGUCUUUGAAUGCCCUAGUCAAAGCCCAGACCUCAAUCCAAAUGAGAAUCUGUGGUAUGACUUAAAGAUUGCUGUACACCAGUGGAACCCAUCCAACUUGAAGGAGAUGGAGCAGUUUUGCCUUUAAGAAUGGGCAAAAAUGUUAGUGGCUAGAUGUGCCAAGCUUAUAGAGACGUACCCCAAAAUAUUUGCAGCUGUAAUUGCUGCAAAAGGUGGCUCUACAAAGUAUUGACUUUGAGGGGGUAAAUACUUAUGCACGUUCAAGUAUUCUGGUUUUGUUGUUGUUGAUGUUGUUGUUUGUUUCACAAUAAAAAAUAUUUUGCAUCAUCAAAGUGG
This is a messenger RNA of Ictalurus punctatus (channel catfish), 5737 nucleotides long. It is a transcript of the gene nfrkb, whose product is annotated as nuclear factor related to kappaB binding protein. The record is from RefSeq and is a predicted model, not a curated record. Gene Ontology annotation, cellular component: Ino80 complex. The transcript is spliced from 26 exons. The coding region runs from base 145 to 4002 and encodes 1285 amino acids. Lineage: Eukaryota; Metazoa; Chordata; Actinopteri; Siluriformes; Ictaluridae. Gene Ontology annotation, molecular function: protease binding.